CUAGUCUGGUCCAUCACCGUCCCACAACUGCCAGUCUGCCACAGCCUGCGCACUAACUGUCUGUGACACAGCCCACUAUGCUCCCUCCCUCAACGCCCUGUCACUGUCCCAAAACCCACGAACACACCCGCCACGCUCACAAGUCACAACCACCACCACCAUCACCAUUCACCACCACCACAACACCAAAUGUCAACCCCCAAAGUCACCCACCCAAUUCACUUAGUAAUAAUAACACCUCAACACCAAACAAACAUAACCACCCCAACCCCAAACUCACGCAGCCAAAUACCCUAACCAACCAUAAAUAAAUCGUAAGUCACAACCCUAACACACAAUUCACAUCACCAAUGGCCUCCUCACCCACACCCACACCCACACCCUCAUCUCCAAAACUAAUUGCUCCAAUUACCACCAUAACCGCUACCACAGCCACAACCACAACAACAAACACCACAAACGACGCCGUUUCGCCCACCAAGAAACCCCAACCGAUUCCAUGGACUCACCAGGAGACCGUUAACCUGAUCAGGGCGUACCAGGAGAAAUGGUACGCCUUGAAGCGCGGCCCACUCCGGGCCAACCAGUGGGAAGAGGUCGCCGUCGUCGUCGCCGCCCGCUGCGGCUACGACUUUAACCAUCCUUGCAAGUCCGCCGUCCAGUGUCGCCACAAGAUGGAGAAGCUCCGCCAGCGCCACCGAGCCGAGAAGAAGCAACAUCUUCUCACCACCUCCCGCGUCCCUGCCCGUGCCACGUGGCAGUAUUAUGGCCUUAUGGAUGAGCUGGAGCGUGGCCCAAUGCCGAUCUCCGCCCGGCCCAUAACCUCCAUGGCGCCUACGGGCGGCAACGACGACUACGGUAAUUACGGAAGUUUCGAUCAAAAUGACGAUGAUUUCAUUGAGGAAAGUGAAGAAAGGGAAAAUUAUAUAAAAUCAAAGAGUAUUAAUUAUCUUCUUAGCAAGAAACCCUCAAUGAACAAGUGUAGAGGGAUUUUGAGGGAUCGUGUUCCAAAAGGAUUGUGGAGAUUUGAUGGUGCUGACUAUGAUGAUGAUGAUGAUGAUGAUGAUGAUGAUGAUGAUGAUGAUGAUGGUAAUUGUGGUGGUGGUGGUGACGAGAGAGGAGUGGUAAUGGUGGAUGAGAGGGCUUUGGUUUCGGGUUUGAGUACAGAGAUAAAAGACUUCACUGAGAGGUUCAUUGGGAUGGAGAAUUUGAAGAUGAGGAUCGUGAAGGAAACUGAGAGGCGGAGGUUGGAGAUGGAGAACAGGCGGAUGGAGAUGAUCCUUGAGUCGCGGCAGCGGACCAUUGAUUCGAUUGGGAGGGUGUUCGGGUCAUCCAAGAGACUCAAGAUGAGUGAAGGAAGCUGAAGGUUUCAUCUCAUUUUUUUAGUCUUUUGAUUUUUUAGUGCCAGUUAAAUUUUUUGUCCUUGUCACCAUAUCUUGUUAUAGACUUAUAGGAUCAUUUACUUGAGUGCCCAGGAAGAGGCUAGCUUUGCAAUUAGUGCAUUGUUCUUCAUGCAGAGUUGUUUUCCACUACUGUAAGAAUUUAGCUCCUAAGGAUGGUUGAUUAGUCUGCACAAUGUGCAAUAUAAUUAUAUCAUCACGAUGAAAAUAAAAAUAGUAAAUAAUAAAUCUUUUUGCAUA
Messenger RNA from Arachis stenosperma, 1640 nucleotides. RefSeq names its product trihelix transcription factor ENAP1-like. The record is from RefSeq and is a predicted model, not a curated record. Lineage: Eukaryota; Viridiplantae; Streptophyta; Magnoliopsida; Fabales; Fabaceae. The coding region runs from base 351 to 1364 and encodes 337 amino acids. Gene Ontology annotation, molecular function: transcription cis-regulatory region binding. Gene Ontology annotation, cellular component: nucleus. The transcript has a single exon.